CAGAGUGCAUUGGGCACGUCAGCCACACAGAAGCUGAUUGAAUACUAUUUAUAAAUCGAAAAGGGAUUUUGGAUUCCAUCGAUUAAUAUAUUCAAUAGUUUCUGCCAUUACCGGAAUUUUUGGUUGUGUUGAUAUAGUGUGGAUAGGUUAACGCGAACUAAGAAUGGUUCAUACAGUGAAGUAGUUUGAGAUUAAUGACGUAGAAACAGAAUGAAGGGAAAAAAAACAAAUUCAAAAUUGAAAGAACAACAAUAAACUUGGGGUCAUGUGAAAUUCUAUACAUAAACGCACUUUUUGUAAAAGAGAAAACAAGGAUUCGUAGAUUAGGUAUAAUCCAUCGUUGACUACAAUAUUCCAUUGUUAUCUGGAGAUAAAAAAAAAUGGUGCAUUAGCCUUUCGGCAUUGACCUUUCGCCAUCCGUGCUGGCCUACCGACCAACGACUUAGCAGCACCACUUUUCUCAUUAGUGCAGUUUCAGUGAGAGCUGCAACUUCUACGCGGAUUUCUCGCACUUGUGGAACCAUCGCCAGUAAUUACUUUCGCUAAACUUCGACAUGUGGGUUAACAUUAUUUUCGUUCUGACGGUUGCGCAUUUCGCGGUAGCGGCGGACAAGCUGGACUUGUCAUGGAGCGGUUUGACCAAGGAGAAGUUCUUCAGGGACAGCAACGGGUCGGUAUCGAGCCGGGUUGAAAAGGCAACGGAGCUCAACCUGCGGGGUAAUUUCUUCGACAGUUUUUCCGACUGUGCGGCGUACCUGGAUAAGCUUGAGAUCUUGGACCUCUCGCAGAACAACCUGCAGCGUUUCUUUUUCAAAUGUAAUACCGAGAACAAUCUAGCCAGUCUGAACGUCAGCCACAACAAAUUGCCGUAUCUAAACGACACCGCGCUGACCACACAAAUAUCAAAACUGCAAGUGCUCGACCUUUCCUACAACGUCCUGCAGCACAUCACGCAUUGGACAUUCGAGCACAUGAAGGCGCUACACGUGCUCAAACUCAACGAAAACCCGCUAAAUAACAACAUAGACAAAGAUGCGUUCAAAAAUCUUGUUUCGCUGGUUGAUCUCGACCUGACCAACGUCUCGUGUUCAUAUUUUCCCGCGGGUUUGUUUACUCCGUUGGUAAGUCUAAGGCAUCUCAGCCUGAGCUCGAACCCUAUCAAGCAGUUGCCUGAGUUACCGACCGCUAUACAAGUCCUGGACAUAUCGCGAACGAACAUAAUCAGUCUGGGUCAAAUCGCCGUGUCGCAUCUGAGGAUCCUGAGGAUGAACGACAUGCCUAGAUUCGAGUGCCUGAACCUGACUGACCUCGCGAACCUAAGGAACCUCACCGUUUUAUCGGCGGAUAACUGCCCCAAUUUGACCAGCCUCGCGGUCCAGCCACCCAGCGAAGACCUGCUGCCGCAACUGCACCGGCUCUCCGUAAGAAACUGUUCGAUCGUCAGAGCGGGUCGUGAACUACUGCCGGUGAUACAGCGCGUAUCGGACCUCGACCUGCAGCUGAACCCAUGGCAAUGCGACUGCGGAACGCAGUGGAUAGUCUCGGUUGAUUCGACGAGGAAUUACUCGGACGAAAUGAGGUGCAAGUCGCCCCCCGAGAUGCGAGAGAAACUCCUUUUCGAAGCGCUCGACAGCGAUCAGUACGACUGCAGCUACUACAAGCAUUACCUCGCUCUCUGGAUAGCGCUUGGAUUUCCUUUACUUGCCGGCAUUGGCGCGGCAAUUUAUUUCAUCGUCAGGCAGGCCUUCGGCCCGAGGGGAUUCAGACGCGCAGUCACAGUAUCUUACAGGAUUAUGAUCACGAAGUCCGAGGCCGAGGACAAGAUCCUCCAGCACAGCGACAUUACCGACUACCCUUAGAGGCACCCUGUGUCACCGGCUGCCGACCGACAGGCGCGAACCGACGAGGACGGCUGGAACGAGAAUCGCGGGACGCCCAAAGCGAUUUUAUUAUCACUCGUGACGGGGUUAAAAGUCAUUCUUUCCAAUGUGUUGAUACGCUUUAUCUUCGAGGUUAAUUAAAAAACGCGAUUAUGAAUAGUCAAACAAUUAUUUAAGUGUAAUAUAUUACCGUGUAUCAGUUUAUACGGGAAAAACAAUAUUUACUACUGUAGAAAUUUAUCAAAAACGUUAAUUGCACAUGUAUCUUUUCCAUAUCUUUCUCCCUAACCGUUGUUGAGUUGUGAGACGUCAAUAUAUCUUUUCCUCUUAUUCUUUAUCACUCUCUUGGGCAAUGAAGUUCAAUUUUUUAUUCCAAAAAUGAAACUGGUCGAUGGAAAAAAAGAUAAUUGUUAUUAUUAUUAUAUUAAACGAAUUGUAGAAGAAUAUUUUGUAAAAGGAUAAAAAAUAAUUUUACGCAUAGACUUUUAACCCUUCUGUUAAGAAUGGUAUUCGAUGAAUUAAAAGCAUCGGAUUCUCUUGCUUUCUUUUCACGCUAUAAAUAAUUCCACCGAGUGAGCCACUUGAUAUUGAAUGAUAGCAGCUUAUUAAUUCUGUACAUUGUAGAUAAUAAAUAAGAAACCACCGUUGGGCAGA
Neodiprion virginianus is the source of this 2534-nucleotide messenger RNA. Its product is annotated as leucine-rich repeat neuronal protein 1-like. The record is from RefSeq and is a predicted model, not a curated record. The transcript is spliced from 4 exons. Gene Ontology annotation, molecular function: protein binding. Lineage: Eukaryota; Metazoa; Arthropoda; Insecta; Hymenoptera; Diprionidae. Bases 555 to 1859 code for a protein of 434 amino acids. Gene Ontology annotation, cellular component: extracellular matrix.